Molecule: messenger RNA, 3363 nt
Organism: Glycine soja
Lineage: Eukaryota; Viridiplantae; Streptophyta; Magnoliopsida; Fabales; Fabaceae
Exons: 6
Coding region: 1-3363 (1120 amino acids)
Source: RefSeq, a predicted model, not a curated record
AUGAAUAGAAGUUGGAUUCAAGCACCCCGCAUAAGCGAUGAGUAUGAAAAGGGGGUUGAAGAUUUCUUGAAGUUUGCACAACAACAUGCACCAGCUGUGGGUGGAAAGUAUUUUUGCCCGUGCGUAAACUGUGUGAAUGGAAGGCGUCAGACAUUAGUUGUCAUUAGAUCACAUCUAAUUUGUGAUGGCUUCAUUCGGAGUUAUACAAAUUGGAUAUGGCACGGUGAAUUGCCAGAGGUCUCAUUACCUGCCGACAAUGAGGCGGUACCGUUAGAAACCGGAGAUCGAAUGGAAGACAUGAUACGUGAUCUUGGGCAAGAGGGAUUUUUGGAAGCUCAUGCACCCUAUUAUGAAGAUUUGGAAACAGAUUCCAAGUUACCGUUGUACUUGGGGUGCACAACCUUCACUCGGUUAUCUGCAGUGCUAGCUUUGGUCAACUUGAAGGCUAGAUUUGGGUGGAGUGACAAAAGUCUGACUGAGUUGCUUGUCUUAUUGAAGAAUAUGCUUCCCAAUGAUAACAAGUUACCAAAUAGUCACUACGAGGCUAAGAAGAUAUUAUGUCCUGUGGGUCUGGAGUACAAGAAGAUUCAUGCUUGCCGUAAUGAUUGUGUGUUGUACAGAAAAGAGUUUGCCGAAUUGCGGAAUUGCCCAACAUGUGGGGUAUCACGAUACAAACAAAAUGACGGGGAAUACACUGAUGAUGUAGCCACAUCCAACCCUCGUCCAGCAAAGGUUUGUUGGUACCUUCCAAUUAUACCAAGGUUUAAGCGAUUGUUUGCUACUGCACACGAUGCUUCUAACCUCAAAUGGCAUGCAGUUGACAGAAUAAAUGAUGGGUUUCUCCGACAUCCUGCUAAUUCUCCACAGUGGAAGACAAUUGAUUACUUGUAUCCUGAAUUUGGAGCCGAACCAAGAAACCUUCGACUUGGUCUUGCUUCGGAUGGCAUGAAUCCAUUUGGUAACUUGUCCACUAAUCAUAGUUCAUGGCCUGUGUUGCUAAUGAUUUACAACCUUCCUCCUUCGUUAUGCAUGAAGCGCAAAUACAUUAUGUUGUCUAUGAUGAUAUCGGGUCCAAGACAGCCAGGAAACGAUAUUGAUGUGUACCUUACUCCUUUGAUUGAAGACAUGCGCAAGUUGUGGGUAGACGGGGUUGAUGUGUAUGAUGCAAAUCAGGGUGAGACUUUUAGGUUGCAUGCGAUGAUAUUUUGCACCAUCAAUGACUUUCCAGCUUAUGGGAAUUUGAGUGGAUAUAGUGUGAAAGGUCACCAGGCUUGUCCUAUUUGUGAGCAAAACACAAGUUUCAUCCAACUUAAACAUGGGAAGAAGACAGUUUAUACACGGCAUCGUAGGUUUUUAAAACAUUAUCACCCCUAUCGACGAUUGAAGAAAGCAUUUAAUGGUAGCCAAGAGGCUGAAGAACCCCCAGAACUGUUAGCUCCCCAUGAAGUGUAUGAUCGGGUGAAAGACAUCGUAACUGUUUUUGGUAAGACACAGCGGAAGGAUCAUGCUAACAAGAACAUUUGGAAGAAAAGGUCAGUGUUCUUUGAUCUUCCUUAUUGGACCAAUCUACAUGUUUGGCAUUGUCUCGACGUUAUGCAUGUGGAGAAAAAUGUUUGUGAUAGUUUACUUGGCACCCUUCUUAACAUCAAAGGAAAGACAAAGGAUGGUCUGAAAUGUCGACAAGAUUUGGUCAAUAUGGUGGCUGUGCGUGGUAUAUUGCCUGAAAAGGUAAGGGUUGCAAUCAGCCGCUUGUGCUUUUUCUUUAAUGCAAUCUGUCGUAAGGUCAUUGACCCAAAACAAUUGGAUGAUUUGGAGAACGAGGCAGCCAUUAUCCUAUGUGUUGAAAGGAUAUACCAAAAAUCCAUAUCGACAGAGGCUAGCAUUGUUGAACGAUACGUUGCUGAGGAAGCUAUUGAGUUUUGUUCACAAUAUAUAGAAAUGGCUACACCAGUGGGACUUCCUCAAAGUCGUCAUGGCUCCACCAUGGAAGGUAGGGGCACACGGGGGUUCAAUGUUGUAACCAUGGAUCACCAACAGCUGGCACAAGCUCAUCUAUAUGUAUUACACAACACAGCUGAGGUAAUCCCUUACAUAGAUGCUCACAAACAACAUCUGUGUCGUAUUCACCCAAAAAUGAACAUGAUGAGGUUGUUGCAAGAGCACAAUAGAACUUUCAUAUCGUGGUUUAGACAAACAAUCUUCGCCGAUGACAGUGCUUCAGACACAUUAAGAUUGCUAGCCGUGGGUCCAAAUAUGAAUGUUCCAACUUGGAAGGGAUAUGAUAUCAAUCAGUAUUCUUUCUACACAAAGUCCCAGGAUGAUAAAAGUAGUGUGCAAAAUAGCGGGGUCAGUGUUGAUGGUCAAUCAGAGCACUUUUGUAGUGCUGCUGACAAUAAUCCCAUUGAAGCUUGCAUGCCUUACUAUGGAGUCAUUGAAGAGAUUUGGGAGGUUGAUUACGGUGAAUUUAGAGUACCUCUUUUCAAAUGUAAGUGGGUCAAUGGAAACACAGGUGUGCGUAAAGACAAAAUGGGAUUCACUUUAGUAGACCUUAAAAAAGUUGGUUACAAGGACGACCCAUUCAUAAUGGCAACGCAAGCUCGACAGGUGUUUUAUGUAGAAGAUCCAUGCGACUCUAGAUGGGCAGUGGUUUUGCAAGGGAGAACAAUUUGUAUCGGUCACCAUGUUGAUGGAUCAACACUUGAUGUCACUGACAUGCCAUCUUUCUCCAAAGAUAUGCCUUCAAGUACUAUUGAACAAGAAGAGGAUGAUGUAUAUGCAAAUCGUACUGAUCAUGACGAGGGUUUAUGGGAGAACAUUCCUACGGCCAUGGCAACACCACCACCAUCCCCGCCACAAUCAGAAAACCCUCCUGAGGUUACUUCGAAAAGGACAAGACAAUCCACGAGGCUCAGAAGUUUGACGUCUAGAUGCUUAGAUGGCCCACGGCCAGUUGUGAACGUGAAUCCAGCUACAGGUAGAGGGUCAGGGCCUCAUAAAGAGAAAUUUCACAGUUAUUUAGGGGUUGUCGCAAGGGAAAAAGUUCCUAUUGUACACGCGAAUUGGAAUGUUGUCCCCGACAAUCUAAAGAGCUUAAUAUGGAAAGAUAUUUUGCGCAAAUUUGAUAUCCCUGAAGGUGAAAAUGCAAAAAAAAAGGUGAUGUCAACAGUUGCAGCAAGAUGGAGGCAAUUUAAGUCUUCAUUGACUUCAAAAUUUGUCUUUGCUGACAAUGAAGGUCAGCAAAUAUCUGAUCCUACAGUCAAGUAUGGCCUUGAUCCAGAAACAUGGGCGGAAUUUGCAAAAAGCCGCAAAACUCCUAAUUGGCAGGGUAUACGAAAGAAGGCCCAGGAAAUUCAAAAAAUUUAA